AGCCAAAUCUGGCAUUGUAAACCAGUCAUUUCACACAUCUCACAUCUUUCUGGAGGAGGCUUCACAGCACAAAAUCGAGGCUUUUGGGGCUCCAUUACCAGUACUCAUCACAGAGGCUCUCACACUGUCAGACCGCAGUACCACAGAAGUGACAGCCUCCAUUGACCCCUCGGGCUGGGCAUGGCUUGUUGGUGGCCGCAAGUUGUUUGUGUGGCGGUACAAGGGCUCCGAGACACAAAAAAGUUCAAGGAAUAUUCAGUGUAAAGAGCUGAUCCUGCCAGCCAGUGAUUUGGCUCACAGUGCAGAGAGGGUCUGUGUCAUUCCCAGUGAACACCCUGGCCAACCGGCAGCCUGUGUGGCUGUAUCUCCUGAGGGGGUCGUGCGCUACUGGCCCAACAUUGCCUUUGAGUCAUCCACAGCAGAAAUAAGUGCGGAGCUCAAAGGGGAAGAAUGUGCAAGAGUCAUCCAUUUCCAGCCACAUGGAUGUCUGCUUGCGACAACAACCAGCUCGUUAUUGUUACUGCAGCCUACCACUGGACAGGCCAACAUUUCAUGCAAACCCUUGAAGUCAUCUCAAGGAAUUUUCUCUGGAAUUAGCCGCAGAAUGUCAUCCUUUAUAUUUGGAGCAUCUCAGAUGCAAACUAAUGGUGCACCCUUGCAGUCCAUCAUUGCCUCUCAUGAAGAUGAAUAUGAUGAUGAGGAUGAUGAAGAGAAUGAGGACAUGAGGUCUUUUUAUGUCUUAUCUGGAAAUCAUCUCAACAAAUGGCAAGUGCCCAGCGUUGGACCAGAAAAGCUCUUGUAUCAGGUGGAUGCUGACCGUCUCUUCAGGGAAGCUCUGGCAAAAAAAGUUUGGGAUCAAGACUCGGUGCAGCUACCACAACUAAACACCUGGCUCUUAGACCUGCAGCUCACCAGAGAGGGUGUGGUCAUGCUGGGGGCUGGAGUGAAUUUGGAAGCCUCUAACUCUGUAUAUUAUGCUCUAGCCUAUUUGGAGAGUUUCGAAGAUGCUCAGCCUGCCAGUGUGAGUGAUCUGACACUGUUGGAUUACACACAGCCCUAUACAGAGGAGAGUGAGGAGCAUCUCACCUGCUACAAGCUACUCUCUCCCUCAGACAAGUCCAGCCAGGUGUACAUUUACAGCCCAUCCUCCAUACUCAUGCUACAUGAUAAGAACUCUCUGGAUAAAAUGGAUUUGAAAACAUCAGGAGACAAAAUUUUGGGUGCAGGCUCUUGCGAUGGGACCGCAGUGUUUUUGUCCAACACCCAUGGUAUAUUUAGUGUUGCUCCGCGGCUGACUGAAGCAAGUGUGAUGGAUAUAUCCAACAACCAGGCCUCCAUGACCCGAGCGGAACUGUCCAGUGUGAUGGGCAGCCUCACCAAGAUGGCAAAAGCAUCUGCUGCUGAUGAUGUGGCCACAAAGCUGAAAGACGUCUUUAUUGCUUCUAUUGAUGGGGAUCAGGAGCAAGUUGCAAGUUUGGUGGAGGAGCUGUGCCUGGUGACGCGGCCGCAGCCUGGAGUUGAAGGGUCAGAGCUUGACCACACAGUGGCCACUGUGAGCCGAGACUUGAUCGAUGACUACCCUAGCGCUGACCCCAGAUGGGCAGAGGCCAAUAGAGAAGGGUCUGGUGGUGGUGCCUCUGUCAUCAUCCUGCAGCAGCUGAGGGACAAACAGAAAGCUCAUGACUUGUUUGUCCAGUUUCUUAAGACCUACGGCAUCUGGAAUCAGCUGGGUAUCGUGAACAUCCGAGAGUCUGUGAUGCCGACACGUCUGCUGUUGUGUGAGCAUGUGGAGAAACUGGAGGCUACCAUUGCUGUGCGAGAACUUCAUACACAGAAUCAGAAGUUGGUGGACACCUGUAUUCGUCGAGCUCUAAAGGCUCGGAAUGUGAAGGUGCCUGCUGCUCUGACAGCCCCAGAUGUGUUUUAUAGAGAGGUGUCUUCGGUUCCAGAGAUUACCCAGCUGCUACUAGACUAUGAGCAGGAGGAGUUGAGCAGUGACAGAGGCAGCAGCGCUGUUCUUCACUUGGUCAUGGCUGUCAACUCAAUACUUGAGGCAAUGUUACACCGUGCCCUCCAGUAUCGACAGUCUCAUGCAGAGAUGUACGCUGAUGACCGUGAGGAGAUUCCUGAGUACAUUCCCUGGACAGCCACUGCUAGCAUGAGAGAUGCCAUCAGGAAACAGAUUGCUUUGAGUUUUUCUGAUGGAGUGCGGGAGGCCCGAGAGCUGGAGGUGCAGGGUGUGCUGUACCAGAACAUUGUUGGUCUCUCCGACUUCCUCAUGGACGGCUACGCCAGUCAGCUCAGCUCUCUCCGCACCCAGACCGAUGCCCAGGACCGCUGCGACCAGCUUGAGCAGACCUUCCAGAAGGAGAGACACCAGCUCAUCUUGCCUCUGUUGGAGCAUAAACAAUAUGAGCGUGCAGCUUCCCUGGCAGAGAAGUUUGAGGAUUUUGAAAUGCUGAUGAAAAUUUGUGACGUGACGGACAACCAGGAGCGGCUACAGAGGUAUCGCAGGCAGUUCGCUGACAGGGGCUUUUGUCAGUUUGUUUUCAACUGGUACAUGCGGGAAGGGAAGCGAGGUCGCCUGCUGACAGAGCGAAUGGGUGAGGGUGAGGAGCUCAGCGACUUCCUCAAUGCAGACAAUGUGCGUUAUCUCAGCUGGCUGCACGAGGUUGGCAGAGGAAACUUUUUGGCUGCCCACAAUGCACUAUCCAGUUUGGCUGGCUCAGAAAGAAACUUUCUGUCCAAGAAAAAGACUUUGCUGAGCCUGAGUAAGCUGGCUGGCCUGGCUGCUGAGAAUGCUGAGGAGAGUAUACAGGACACCAUAGAGGCCAUCAACGAAGAGCUGGACUUGGUGCUUCAUCAGGAACAGUUGCCAAGUAAAACUGUUGAGAAUGUUGGUAUGGACCCUGAAAACAUGAGAGUCUUGUCUCCUGAGGAGCUGAUUAAGCUUUAUGUCAGUGAGAAGAAUGAAUUUGCCAAUGAACUGGAUGUGAAGAAGGCCCUGGAUCUUCUGCGCUAUGUGGAUAAGAGUCAUGGAAUGAAGGAGAGUGAGGAGCUGAAACUACACAUCUGGUGCAGGGCCAUCCUAAUGGACAGCUGGAGUGAUGCAAAUCAAGCUGAACCUUUGGAUUCAAAAAGAGAGAAGAUUUUCUUCAAGACUGUGGAUCUUGUAUACAUGGAAGGUGAGUUGGAGAACUUGCUGCCAGAUCUGGACAGUCUGCUGUCUUGUGCCGAGCUGCAGGAGCUCAGUCAACAGGCAAACUUCCGCUUCCUCAUGCGUGGUGGCUACGAGCAGAUCCAGAAUGCCUUGUCUGCUGCAAACUAAGUGUUGGAGGAGGACUUAUUGGGAAGGGUGGGGGGUGGCUUUAUUCUUUAUUGCCUAUUGUGGCCUGGGUGUCAACAGCUUCUGAGCACUGCCAUGUGUAAAUUAUAGACAAUAACAUUUCAUCUGUACAUAUGUAGGGAAGCCAGAGAAACUACAACCUGUACGUCUUUUUUAAAAGAGCUCCACAGAGUAAAUUGGCCUACCAUAAAAGACUGCACCUCUUAAUCCUCUACGGCAACAGAGGAAUAAAAAGUAAAGUAACAUUUGCUGUCACAAUUGUCACUCAUGUGUGGUGGAAGAAGACCUACUUGCUUAGGUUGUUGUUCGGUGUAGAGAUGUUGUGUUGCUGUAAUACUGACCGCUGAUAUCUAAGGGACCGCUCACAAAUGAUGUCAGCUAAAAUUUGGCCAAAAAUGACAACCCCCCCCCCCCCCCCCCCCCCCCCCC
This is a messenger RNA of Aplysia californica (California sea hare), 3775 nucleotides long. RefSeq names its product nuclear pore complex protein Nup133. The record is from RefSeq and is a predicted model, not a curated record. NCBI's taxonomy places the organism in Eukaryota, Metazoa, Mollusca, Gastropoda, Aplysiida, Aplysiidae. Gene Ontology annotation, cellular component: nuclear pore outer ring. Gene Ontology annotation, molecular function: structural constituent of nuclear pore; protein binding. Gene Ontology annotation, biological process: poly(A)+ mRNA export from nucleus; protein import into nucleus; transcription-dependent tethering of RNA polymerase II gene DNA at nuclear periphery.